Fundulus heteroclitus (mummichog) is the source of this 858-nucleotide messenger RNA. RefSeq names its product gamma-crystallin M2. Lineage: Eukaryota; Metazoa; Chordata; Actinopteri; Cyprinodontiformes; Fundulidae. The coding region runs from base 62 to 550 and encodes 162 amino acids. Gene Ontology annotation, molecular function: structural constituent of eye lens. The transcript has 5 exons. The record is from RefSeq and is a predicted model, not a curated record. Gene Ontology annotation, biological process: lens development in camera-type eye; visual perception.
CUCAAAGGCCUGCAUAGAUCACACAAGGUUUGGUUCAGGCAGGGCAGGUGAAGCAGCCAACAUGGGGAAGAUUAUCUUUUAUGAGGAAAAAGAUUUCUCUGGGAACUAUUUUGAGUGUUCCAAAGACUGUGCAGACCUGCAUUGCAACUUGAGCUGUUGCAACUCCAUCAGGGUAGAGAGCGGCUGCUUCAUGAUUUAUGAAAAACCCAACUACACUGGGAACCAGUACUAUCUGAGGAAAGGAGAGUAUGCCGACUUUCACCACUGGACGGGUGUCAACAAUUUGGUUGGCUCCUGUUACCUCAUCCACAUGGAGCCUGGAUCAUUCAACAUGCGGUUAUAUGAGCGGAUCGAGUUUGGUGGCCAGAUGAGAGACCUGAAGGAUGACUGUCCCAGUGUAAUGGGCCGCUUCAACAUUCAUAAUAUCUUCUCUUGCAAUGUUACAAAUGGGAACUGGCUCUUCUAUGAGUGCCCAAACUACCGUGGCAAGAUGUACCUGAUUCGACCCGGAGAGUAUAAAAGAUUCAGUGCAACUCCAACAGGGUGGUGAGUGGCUGUUUUAUGGUCUAUGAGAAGCCCAACUUCAUUGGCAACCAGUACUACCUGGAGAGGAUACUAUGACAAUCAAGAAAUGGCAUUACUCACUGUGUCAGAUCUUGCCAUUUGAUCCUUCAGCUCCAGUGGCUGCUGUAUGAUCAGCCUAACUACAAAAGCAGAGUGUACUACCUGAGGCCUGAAGAGUAUCAAAGACUCAGCAACUGGGGUGGCAGCAGUCCGAAGGCCAACUAAAAGAAUCACAGACUUUAACUGAUGUCAGUAAAUUUUAACUUUUGAAUAAAACAUUUUACUCAUGCUUCA